Messenger RNA from Closterium sp. Naga37s-1, 1563 nucleotides. NCBI's taxonomy places the organism in Eukaryota, Viridiplantae, Streptophyta, Zygnematophyceae, Desmidiales, Closteriaceae. The record is from the annotation of a GenBank genome assembly.
AUGCAUAUUGCGAACGCCGCUGUGCGGCGCGAGCCCGGAGCUACCAAGAACAACGGGGAUGGGAACGAGCAUCAGGACGGCCACGCGGAAGUCGACUCGCCCAUCAUGGGGCGGGCAGAGGGGCGUGAUAAGCCUUUCAGAGGGGCUGACGAUAAUCGCACCGAGGAUAACCGCACCGAGGAUAACCGCACCGAGGAUAACCGCACCGAGGAUAACCGCACCGAGUAUAACCGCACCGAGUAUAACCGCACCGAGUAUAACCGCACCGAGGAUAACCGCACGAUAAACGUUAGGACUGGAGGGCGGGUGCUCACCCCCGAGGAGCACUGGCGGCGCUACCAGCCGCAGCUGGCGACGCGGUACGGGCACUGGCGAUUCUGGUUACCAGCGCAGGGGCGAGAGGCGAAGCUGUCGCUGGAGCUGCUGCGCGAAAUCACCCCCGUGGAGGUGGAGAGCGGUGCAGAGGAGUACGUGCUGCGGCACGAGCAGUUCAACCGGCGGGGGGAUUUCCCAGCCAAGGUGGCGGAGGGAGCGUGGCCCUUCUCCUGUGUGCGCGCCAGCCACACCAACGGCAUCGCACUGCCCUAUGGCAUCUACAGCCAUGGCGCGCGCGUGCUCUGCGCUGGGGGGGGCGAGGAGGGGGCUGUGGUGAUGGCGCAGCUGCAGGUGGGGCGAGGCAGGCAGGGGGGCAAGGGGGAGGGUGGGGGAGAGGGUCGGGAGAAGGGGAAGGAGGGGAAGGAGGGGGGAGAGGAGGGUGAGCGUGACAAGGGGCGUGGGCAGGGCAGCACGGGAGGGGAGUCGGUGCGGCGUGCAGUGCUACUCACAGCCAACGUGUGCUUCAUGGACGGCCCUGGCGCGCAGCUCAACGUGGCCUUCUCGGAAGCUUCCUUGUCGCUGAGGCAAGACGACACUGUCCUACCAACGGACAGUCACAACAAGUCCCACACUGGUGGCAGUGGCGCCAGCGAUCAAGCUGCUGAUCGCAACACAAGCCCCUCCGGCCAAUCCCGGCAUGACACGUGGGCCAGCCCUCACUGGAAGACCCCUCUUCCAACCCACCUGCCAGCCUCCCUCCCCCCUCUCCCUCCCAAGCCCCUCUAUGGAGUGCCUCACUACAUCUACACUGACCUCUAUGCUACACCUCUUCCUGAGCAUCUGAACAACGGGCUGGAAACUCAGAACAUGGAGGUGUUUUCAGGGUAUUUAGCAGGAGUACCCAAGGCCCAGCACAGCAGGUAUGGUGUGUGGGCUCUGCCCAGGGGCGUGGUGGUGGCCAUGCCUUCCCCCUUGGAGCCUUUGCUCAGCCGUGAGGGGGGAGGAAAAGGGGAGGAGUUUUGGCUGGUUGUGACGUAUGUGAGGGGUGGAGGACAAGGUGUUCAGGGUGGUGGUGAUGGGGAGUUAGGAGGGGUGGAGGUGGGUGGGGAUGAAGGAGAGGAGGAGGUGGGGGGUGCACUUGCAGAUACAGGGUACAUGGCGAAAGGAGAGUGGAAGGUGCAGCAGGUGGUGAUAGCAUAUGAUGCACAGGGGAGAUUAGAGUACAUGAAGCACACCAGGUUCAUGUGA